AGCCCCGCCCCUGUAGGAGGGGCCCGGCGCGCCUGGCCCGGCCCAGCGCGGCGGCGGCGGCGGCGAUGGGGAGUCGGGGCGUGCGGCUCCGCGGGUAAAGGGAGGCUGAGGCGCGCCCGCCGCCACCUGGGAGGCCCGGCCGCAGGUUCUGUAAAUUAUCAGCUUCACCAUCUGGAAAAUGCAGAUCUUAAGUCCCUGUUGAAGUAAAGACUGUGAGCCAGAGAAUGAAGGUACCUGUUGUCUGGUAGUUAAACAUGGAAAUUCUAGGUUGAGCAGAAACUCAGACCAGAAAACAGUGUGAAAAGAGUUCUGUUUCUUCCUCUUUCUGCCGCCUCACUUCCCAGCCAGGGGCAGGGCAGAGGCAAUGGUGUCCUAGCAGAGACGUGGGUGACCAGAGGAGCUGACCUUGGAGAAACACAGCCUUGGGCUUCAAGAAUGUCUUGAGAGAAACUGGGAGAUAGCAUAAAUCUUCGUAGACAACUUGGCUGCAAGCACUUAAACUGAAAUUAACUUCUGCCUUUUGGCUGCGGAGUGUUGGUCUGACGUUCGUGCGUGAUACUCUGCAGACUAAAUCAUGCCAGCGUUAUCAACUGGAUCUGGAAGUGACACAGGUCUGUACGAGCUGCUGGCUGCAUUGCCAGCCCAGCUGCAGCCACAUGUGGACAGCCAGGAAGACCUGACCUUCCUCUGGGAUAUGUUUGGUGAAAAGAGCCUUCAUUCACUGGUGAAGAUUCAUGAAAAACUGCAUUAUUAUGAAAAACAGAACCCCGUGCCCAUACUCCACGGUGCAGCAGCCUUGGCAGAUGAUCUGGCGGAGGAGCUGCAGAGCAAACCGCUGAGCAGUGAGGUCAGAGAGCUGCUGAAACUCCUCUCCAAACCCAACCUCAAGGCUUUGCUCUCUGUACAUGAUACUGUUGCUCAGAAGAACUAUGAUCCUGUCUUGCCCCCCAUGCCUGAUGACAUUGAUGAGGAGGAAGACUCAGUUAAAAUAAUCAGGCUCGUCAAAAACAGGGAGCCAUUGGGUGCUACUAUUAAAAGGGAUGAACAGACUGGUGCAAUUGUGGUGGCCAGGAUAAUGCGUGGAGGAGCUGCAGAUAGAAGUGGUCUUAUUCAUGUUGGUGAUGAGCUGAGGGAAGUCAAUGGGAUUCCUGUAGAUGAUAAAAAACCUGAAGAAAUAAUACACAUUUUGGCUCAGUCUCAAGGAGCAAUUACAUUUAAAAUUAUACCUAGUGUAAAGGAAGAAAUGCCAGUAAAGGAAGGCAAGAUGUUUAUCAGAGCCCUAUUUGACUAUGAUCCCAAAGAGGAUAAAGCAAUUCCUUGUAAAGAAGCUGGCCUUGCUUUCAGAAAAGGAGAUGUCCUUCAGAUCAUGAGCCAGGAUGAUGCAACCUGGUGGCAGGCCAAACACGAAGGUGAUGCCAAUCCCAGAGCAGGCUUGAUCCCUUCAAAGCAUUUCCAGGAGAGGAGAUUUGCACUAAGAAGACCAGAAGUACAGAUUCAGCCACUGAAAAUUUCCAACAGAAAAUCAUAUGAGGAAGCGGUUGAGUGUGAGGAAAUUGAAGAAGAUGCUGAAUGUGCUGGUCACAACAGUGGAUCCUACCUAGCUGGUUUUAGAAGAAGCUUUCGUCUUAGCAGAAAAGAUAAAAAAACAAACAAAUCUAUGUAUGAGUGCAAGAAGAGUGAUCAGUAUGAUACAGCAGAUAUCCCAACAUAUGAAGAAGUUGCAAAAUAUAGACGACAACCUAAUGACAAAUACAGACUUGUAGUUUUGGUUGGUCCUGUGGGGGUUGGACUGAAUGAACUUAAACGAAAAUUGCUGAUCAGUGACACUCAGCAUUACGGGGUAACGGUGCCACACACUACCCGACCAAGGAGAAGCCAAGAAAGUGAUGGUGUUGAAUACAUUUUCAUUUCCAAGCACUUGUUUGAGACAGACGUGCAGAACAACAAGUUUAUCGAGUAUGGCGAGUAUAAGAACAACUACUAUGGUACAAGUUUAGACUCUGUUCGAUCCGUUCUAGCUAAAAACAAAGUAUGUUUGUUGGAUGUGCAACCUCAUACAGUGAAACAUUUACGGACAUACGAAUUCAAACCAUUUGUUAUAUUUAUAAAGCCUCCAUCACUUGAACGUUUGAGAGAGACCAGAAAAAACGCCAAGAUUAUUUCAAGUAAAGAUGAUAAGGGAACUGCAAAACCCUUUACAGAAGAAGAUUUUCACGAAAUGAUUAAAUCUGCCCAUGUGAUGGAGAGCCAGUACGGCCACCUUUUCGAUAAGGUCAUAGUCAACGAUGACCUCGCUACAGCUUACAGUGAGCUUAAAACAACUUUUGACAGGUUGGAGACCGAGACCUUCUGGGUUCCCGUCAGCUGGCUGCAUUCGUAGCAUUUCAAAUAGACAAAACACCUGCUGUUGUCUCAGCAUCUAACUGUGGGGCGUGGUUCGGCAUUGCUUGAUGGCUGCUUUCUUGGUAGGAGGGCUUCUAACUCAACCUGAGCAGCAGGUGCACUCUUUGUCCACUUGGAACUGGUCUUGUUUUCCUGUCUCUUCAGUCCUCCUGCCCACAGUUUUGUGGCGGAACACUCAGAUUAAACCCAAGUCUUACUAUGCUCCAUAAAGUGAGCUAAUGCUAGUGUAACAAAACUGCCAGUCACCUCUGUCAUCAUCUGUGUAUUUCCAAGGUAAGUUUUUUAAUGGAGCGUUUGCAGAAAAUACUAAUUAAUACUGGAGAUCAGCACUUUGGUGGUUUUAAGCAUAACAGCUCCCAUAAAGAGCACAUCUGCACCUGUAAGUCAUUACCACUGAAGUGCUUGAGGGAACUGAAACAGGCAAAAGUGACCAAGGUUUUUAUGAGGAAGACAUCGUAGUUUUAAUUAUGUAUCAAGAUAAGUGUUUUUACUUUGUUGGAUGUGAACCGUGUCUUAUCUGUACAGAGUGAUUUUAGUAUUCCUUUGCACUUACAUAGUCAUGGAAAGAAAGAUGUAUUCAGUGGCUUAAUUGUGAAAUACCGUGCUGUGAGCGUGCAUGGAUUGAAAACAUUUUCAUGCAUGCUUUGUGGCACAACAAGGAAAACUCACAGGAAUAUUUAUUUAAAUAGGGAAAAAAUGUGAGUUACUAUGUAUAUAACUUCAAAGUCUUUGGGAUUAAUCUUCUGUAAAAUCAGUGGCAAAGUGAUAUAAAUAGCAACAAAGUAGAAACAUUUUUUUUUCCUUUAAAUUGAUUUGAUUAAUUUUUGGCAUCCUUUAGAACAGUUUCCCCAUCAACAAUUUUCAGACAAUUAGCAAGGAAACUUUGAACAUCUGGGAAGCAGUUGCAAGAGAUUAAUUAUUUUUAUCGUUUAUUAGGUAGUGAUGCUUUGUAGUAGUGGAGCAGAUAUUUUGUUUCCACCCCCAAAAAUUUAAUGAUGCAGACUUCACUGUAAAAAGUAUCCUUGGCACUGGCCAGACACAGUUGGAAACCUUAAUGUGGCAGUGUCAGCAAAUGUAUAUUAGAUUAUGUAUUUUUAAUAUAGAUAAUUUGGUAUUUUUGUUUCUUUACUACUGAUAUGCAGGAAGUGAGUACCUCUGUAAAGACCAAGUAACACCUGUGUGUUGUGUUGUGAAUAUGUCCUGUAAGUACAGAAUGUUUAUAGGAACUUGCCGACUUCAGAUCAUCACAUCUGUGGCAUUCAAACAGGAAAACAUUAUUUCAUGUUAAUCUGUAAAGAGAAUAUAGCUGUCUUGUUUAAAGAAAAAAGAAUUUAGUGAAACUUUAUAUAUUUAUGAAAGAGUUGAAAAGGGAUGUUAAGUUUUUAAAUUUCUUGUCAAUGUGAUCAUUUACUAAGGAGAUUACUAAGUCUGUAAUUUGAAACACUGUCUCUGUAAAUGGAGCUCAACAUUCCAUGUAAAUAUUUUAUUUUAGUUUAUACAGCGAUAAAGCCAUCAGAUCUUGCAGUUUUAUUCUAAAUGCGUAUUUAAUGUGUGGGUCAUUGCAUUUGACUUAGAGUUGUAUAAAAUAAAUGAAAUGCAAGCAACAACAGCAAAAUCCCUAGGAGUCUGGAAAUGUUUAUGCAGGAGUUACAGAUGUACUGAAUCCCAGUACAGACACACACUCUGCUCCUACAGCUAUAAUGUAACUUUUGUCAAAUUUCACCGUUUUCCUGGUGGACGUCAACUGUUUUGGUAACAUAAAUAGAAAAUUGUGGAUUAAAUUAAUUGCAUGAAAAUUAUGCGAGUUGCAAAAACAUUUUAUAUGUUUUUUUAGAUACUGGAAAUCAAACUGUUUUUCAGGGGAUCUGGAACUCAGUGGGUCUGUUUGCCUUUGUCCACGAGACGCCGAGUGCCCUCGCCAUCUCUUGCAACCAACCCAAACUGAGAGGGCACUCGGCAUCUCUUGGGGUCUGGCCAUUUCCAACGCGAGGGGCUUUAGUCCUCACGGAAACACUCCUGAUGCUGCUUCAAACCUGGGCUGUCUCAGAACAUUAGUGUACGGUAAUGCUCACGUAAGGGACCUGCUUUUCUCUUUAAGAAAUAGAUGCUAGAAUAAUCUGCAAGCUCGCUGUUCGGCACAGUCCUGGCCGUCCUGCAGGCUGUUUUGCUCGUCCUUUUGAAAUGCACUGAAUUCCCGCCGCUGGGUCGGUGCGGUGUGGGAGGAGGUUCGGCAGCAGGUUUGCCGUGCGGGGCAGCCGUCAGCAGCGCGGUGCUUCGCGGCCUUUGCGGAGACGCUGACCCUCGGAUCCCCAGCACCGUCCUGGCAGGAGCUCCCCAGACGGAUGGAUGGCUGCCUGCCCCGUCUCCCAGCCAGGAGCUAAUUCCUGAACUGUAACACCUGCGAAAGAAAGGGAAUCACAAAAGCAUAAAUCCAGCCAACAGAGUAAAAUGUGCACAGAAUCUUCAAGGGGUGAGGAAUAGUUGUAACUAAAUUACUAGUUGGCUCUUGAAAAUCAGCAUUAUUGUACUGCUUACUUAAAAAAACAAUUGAAGCCACUGACAUUGGUGAGGCAGGCAGAGAUGAUAGCAGGUCAAGGCACGAAAAUGUUUUAGCCCAACAGUUUCGACAGGACAAGAACCCGUUUAUUGUGAUGGACACUGAGCCCGUGUGCUGAAUUGUUCUGGGAUACCAAGGGUGGGAAGAUUGUUCCUUUGACUCCUAGGAAUUUGGGAACAAAGACGACUAAACGUGUUUCCAAUAUUCCACAUACUCAAGUUGUGCUGUGUGGGUUUUUAGAGAACUGUAUGUUUUGACAGUCAAGUCCAGAUGUUUUUAUUGUGUUUUAGCUGUUUGCCAUAGUCAAAUAAAUGGUAGUAUUUUUUAAUAUUGUACCAAGCUCUAUACUUGAAUUUGCCAUCAGGUCCUUGGUUGAUGUCUUACCUGAAAUCUGAUCUUACCUUCUUAUGCAAAACAAUAAAUUAUUGAUAUAACACUGAA
Messenger RNA from Columba livia (rock pigeon), 5401 nucleotides. It is a transcript of the gene MPP7, whose product is annotated as MAGUK p55 scaffold protein 7. Gene Ontology annotation, biological process: protein localization to adherens junction. The transcript is spliced from 23 exons. The coding region runs from base 575 to 2380 and encodes 601 amino acids. NCBI's taxonomy places the organism in Eukaryota, Metazoa, Chordata, Aves, Columbiformes, Columbidae. The record is from RefSeq and is a predicted model, not a curated record. Gene Ontology annotation, cellular component: cell-cell junction; plasma membrane. Gene Ontology annotation, molecular function: protein binding.